Molecule: messenger RNA, 8210 nt
Organism: Biomphalaria glabrata
Lineage: Eukaryota; Metazoa; Mollusca; Gastropoda; Planorbidae
Product: ankyrin repeat and KH domain-containing protein 1-like
Exons: 1
Coding region: 242-1531 (429 amino acids)
Biological process (GO): intracellular signal transduction
Molecular function (GO): protein binding
Source: RefSeq, a predicted model, not a curated record
GCCACGGGUCUUGUUCCUACCCUACCUUAUAUUUUCUCUCAGUAAUGGCCGCUGGUGUUUCUAUUUGUUUACCGAUAAGUUACAUCAUUCAUGUCUAGGAUUGAUUGUUGUGAAAACACGAAAGUCGAGGCAGGCUGAUUUAAGGGGGAAGGUAUUUCAUUUGUGAGUUGAAACGGAACGUAGCAAAAUUACUAGCGAGUGCGUGUGCGCCCCGGACGAGGGGGAAUUAUCACCCGUCUCCAUGUUGUUACGUACCCAGAUGGCGGGUCUGGAAUUCUACGAUGCAGUGCUCAACAACGACCUGCAGCAGUUGAAGCGUCUGGUGGCCCAGCACAAGUUGGAUCUGAACGGAAAAUUUUUGGAAGUAAGACGUAAGAAUGACGCCGGGCUCUGCCCGAUCCACCUGGCUUCUUAUAGGGGUCACACCUAUAUGCUACAGUAUCUAAUUGAGGCCAAGUGUGAUGUCAAUCAUACGACUGGCACUCUGAGGCGUACCGCUCUGCACUUCGCCGUACAGAGUCAUAAGAUGGCAUGCAUGCUUCUUUUGAUAGGCGCCGGCGCUAAACUGGACGCCAAAGAUACGUUCGGAAACUCCCCUUGUCAUUAUGCUGCGGACGACGGCUACUGUCAGAUUCUGGAUGUGUUGAUCCGUCGUGGGGUGAACGUGAACAGCCAGGAUAUCACGUCCAAGACGCCUCUCAUGAAAGCCGUUAGAAACAAUAAAACAGAUGCCGUGCUUCGCUUGCUGAGGGCCAGCGCAGACCUUAAUAUCACGGACAGAAACUGUGAUAUGGCCCUGCACUACGCGGCCAGGAAUGGGUGCGUGGACAUCAGUGACAUCCUGCUCUCUGCUGGCAGCAUGAUUGACGUUCAGAACUACUGGGGACGAAGCCCCCUGAUGGAGGCGGUUUGCUACAACCACAAGGAAGUGGUGCAGCUCCUCCUGAGUGCUAGCUGCGAUGUGAACCGUAGAGAGUUCAAAACUGGGGACACUGCUUUGCACAUUGCCAUCAAGAGGAACUACACGCGUGUCGUGGAACUGCUCCUAGCCGCCGGAAGUCGUCAUGAUGUGUACAAUCACCAGGGCGAGACGGCCAUCCAUGAUGCUGUGGCUGGUAACAAAAUGGAUAUCGCCUGGCUGCUUCUCGUUUACAAUAUUGACCUGGACGUCCCGGUCAAAUAUUUUCCCAACGGAGUUUACAAAUCUGUAUUUAAACUCGCCGCUGAGCGCGGCCAUUACAAAAUGUGCCGAUUGUUAGCGACUAUCGGUUACGUGGACUAUUCUGCCAGGAUGUAUUUCUAUGCGGGAUACGUCCAGACUCGUCCAGGGGAGCAAGACGAAGCCCUCUUGUGGCUGAGGUGUGCUUUAAAGAAAGUGGUUCCUUUACAGCAGCUGUGCCGGAAAGUGAUACGACGCCAUGCAGGGCAUAAUCUGUGGGAGAAAGUCGAGUCUUUACCUGUCCCCAGGGCUCUCAAAGACUAUGUCCUCAUGAAAGACGUUCUGGAGCACAAGAAUGAGAGUGUGGUAUAGUCACCGCCUUCACACGGACUCUUCAAUCUUCUUCAACAGUUUUGAGAUAAGUCCACUUGUUAUUUUGAAAAGGGAUCAGCUUGAACGCUGGCAUCGUGAACGUUUUUGGACAAAGGACACACAUACAAAGAAAAGAUGUCGUAACUUGACAACAUUGAAACUGCACGUCAUCUUAAUGACCGAGCAAAUGUCUUUAUCACAGAUAUGAAAUCUGUGUUCCUCUUUGGAUUAUGUGUGACAUUAACUCCCAAAUGAUAUCCUGGGAUAGAAACUCUGCCGAAAUUCUGCUAAGAGUUUCUUCGUUACCUGACGAUCCAAUGUCCUUCAGUCGUGGUGUGAGACUUCACUAGACUGUUGUAUUGGAGGAGUGUACUCUAUUCAUCUACUUUCCCCUGAAGAGCACACAGUACUUUGUGUUUCUUAGCCGUUAGCGUGAUGUAUGUCAUGGACUUUCAAAGACCGAAGAUGUGAACCCAAGUCGCUAUGACAUAAAUCUCUGCCUUUGAAUCGCCCGCUCUGCAAGUGAACUGUACACAAAGUGCUUUCGUCCGCAGGUCAUUGUCGUCUCAUUUCGCAGUAACGGACGUAGUGCUAAUGAAACACAAAGAGAUGACUUUUCAUUGUGUAUCUAGAUGUAUUGAUUUCAUAAUUAUGUAACUAGCUCUAGACAUAGGACGUUUAUAAUUAUUUCAACAUUUGGCUGUAAGCUUAACCCUAAACUAUUGUCUUAUCGCCUUGAAGAGCAAGUUUAGAACAGUGCUCAGUGAUCACACACUUGAUGUUAUAUUGUCAUUAGAACCAAACAACAAUGUAAUAUAACAGUGUGUCAGGUCAGAAAAGCCAGAUAUCCAGAUAUCUAUAUCAUUAGGAAUAAAAAAUAAUAAUUGAAGCAUUAUCCACAAUUAUUCAUUAAGAAUCAUGCGGAUUAAGUGCUGUGAGUAAAAAACGUGAUCUGAAGAAUUAAAAAAAAAUCAAAAACUUAUCUCCUAGAAAAGAUACGCUAAUCGCUUGUCUUUAGUCUUUAAAAUAAAUUUAUCUAUAGUCCGGUAAUUGAAAGUUCAAGGAUGCAUAAAAUCAACAUGUGUGCCAACAUUACAUGGGGCGCACAACUAAAUCUAUACAGUUACGAGUAGACUAGAACUUACCGUUACCAACCAAUGCUGCUUGCUUGGUACACCUGACUUUCUCAUUUAAAAAAUAAUAAUUCGACUAGAUCUUCUAGUGAAGCUUUUUAUCACAGUUUUUUUCCUUCACUCUGUAAGCUUUAUUUUUCUGUUAAGAGUUAAUAACACUAUCGAUUACUAUGAAUAAAAGUAUUGCAACCGUCAGCGUAAGAGUCAAUAGACCUAUUUCAUUUAUUUCAAAUUAACAUUUUCUGAUGAAUGCCACACCCACAGACCUAUAUAUCGGUAGAUGUAAAUGUGUUCUUUGUUUAUUCUUAUAGAAAUAUGGACAACACAAACAUAUAGAGCAAUCAGUAACACACAAACACACUCCUCUCAAAGCAUGUAUUUUCUGAUAGUCUAAAGCAAUAGUCUAAAAUAUUGCUUGAAAUUGGCAUCAAAUUCAGAACUAGAUCUAAAUAUAGAAAGCAAAUAACUCUGGGAGAAGUAGAGAAAGUAACACAGAGAUGUAGGCUUAUCAGGCACAAUUUUAUUCAGUUUUUGAAAAGAAACACUUUAAAAAAAAGACUCUUUUUUAUUUCCUAAAAUAUGGCUUUCGACCAUUGAACAUGUUGUAUAUCCUAUUGUUGUUGUUAACUAUGUGGGUCUAGUCUUGGUAGCAGCUCUCAAUUGUUGUUCCUCUCUUCUCCAUCUAAAAAAAAGGGGUCAUUGGCCAUAACACGAGAACCUGUGCUAUUUCAAGUGAACACAGAAAAAAAUUAAUUAGUUCUAAUUGAACUCGUUAUCAUUGUAGACAACUCUUGAUUCCUCAAUGACUCCUUUCUUAUAAAAACUCAUUUGCUUGUAUUUACAAAAAUCUUCUUUUUUCUUAACACGAGAUAGCAAACACUCCUGCAACAGUUGAAUGAACCCUCGAGGGAUCCGGGGAACAUAAUAGUUUAGUCUUACGUAAAUGAAAUAGUUCGCUCUCAAAACGAUUCGAAUGUUGUAAUGAGACAUGUUUUAAAGAUGUUUCAGACAGUUGGAGAGGAUGUUUGAUACCAUGUUGCAUUUUAAUGACUUGAGUAGUUGAAAUGAAAAACGAAAGUGUACACUAGACCUAGGUCCUCAGUUGAAACACUUUUUUUUGUUAUUGUUUUUUGUUUUGUUUGUAUCCAACUUAGUACAUGACGAGAUUCUAUAAUUAGCUCUAGACUCUAUGUAUAAAUAUAUAUUUUUUUAAAUGUUCGAAUCUCAGCGUGUGAAUCAAGGGUUUGCUCGUUAACACGUGGCAGAUCAAAUGGUCAAAACAGUGUAGACUUAUCACUGUACAGAGUCUACCAGUAAUGAAAUGUUAAUUGGUUAUAUCGGCCUACUGUGUCACUUUUAUCACCCUUUUAAUGCAUUAAAGUUUAUAACACCUAGACCUGAUUAUAAAUAGAAGAAUACAAUUUCAACUUUUCUCAAGGGCCAGCGAUUGUGUCCAUCAAUAAUUAAAUUGGUUAUAAUAAAUUGGUUACCAUAUAGCCUAUAUGUGAGGUUUAAAAAAAUUAAAAUUGACACUUAAACAAAAUACUAUCCUUAAUCCAAAACAAGGCAGAAAGUGGAAUUAAGUUCUUGUACACUGUCUCGCCUAAACUCUUAAUUGUAUUUUAUAUACUCAUUGUUAUGCUGUUAUUGUUUUUAUGAACUUUAUAAAACAAAUUUUGGUCUACGCUGAGAUUCUUGUCUCCUUAUGGUAGUUUUUACCUCUAGGAAGUACAAUUUCCAAUACUCAUGAACUCAAAUGUGAAUGUUUUUGAAUGAAACUGUGAUUCUUCUGUUGGUUGUUAAAUUUGAACAAAAAAAAAAUGUAUUUGGUCAAUAAUGUUGAUGUUGAGUGUAUUCUUAUAUUUGUAGGAACAGACGAUGUUGUAGGCAUAUUAUAAGCUGAUUAAACAGUAGCAAGGGAAUGUGGGAAGAUGGUGUCUUCGCUAAAGCAUUUUCAGUAUUUACCUAUAGGUUCUAGAUAUGUUGGUUAAUCUUUUUUAACCUACAUUUAAAACGAGUCUGGGAAAAAGAAGUGUAACUAUUUUCUUGAACAAAUACUCCAUUCAUGUUCCAUUUUUAAACUAUCACAAAAAAAAAUAUUACCUCUAACCACAGACCUCCAUUCAUGUUCCAUUUUUAAACUAUCAUACAUGAAGAUAUUACCUCUAACCACAGACGUAUAUAUAGUGAGUGGUCAUAACAUUAAGAAACACAGUGUAAGUGGUUUGAAUUUGUUUGAAUAAUUUUAUAUUAGAGCAUGACCAACGCGUAAGAUAAUUCAACAGAAAAUACACGUAUGGUCUAAUAAUAAUAAAAUCAAAGGUGGCGAAUACAGUUGUAAGGGUAGAGCCCAGUAACCAGAGAAUAAAACUAUUUAUUAAAUAGAUCGAGUUAAAAUGUUUACGUAUAUGUAGCAUGUAUACAACUGCAUAUUUUUUUUUGUAAAUAGAAAGAUGUAGAGAUAGACUAUAAAUAACCAAUGAGGUCGUAAACAUGUUCUCCAUUAAACGUUUAGUAUUCACUUUAUUACUUAGUUUUGUAUAAUCAGGCGUGAAUCCAGGUGUUAUAAAAGAGGAGUCCAUGGGAUCCUUCCCACUCAGUGUGAUGCCGAAUUAUAUAUAUUUUUUUGUUCAAAUCAAUUGCUUUUAGGGAAAAGGGUUAGGCAGGUAAGUUCAAAGGGCCCUCGUGUUUUCUCCCUUUAAAAUUUAAGGCAUCCCUACCACUGUUUCUACGUAGUCGUAAGUUAUGUAGCCUACUUUUUUUUUUACAAUACCUCUAUUCAAGUUUCUCUUGCACGGAGGAACCUAGGUGGACGCAGGACGCUGAUCUCGAAUAUUGCUCUGACGAAUUCCCUAUAAAUUUUGUAGGUGAUGUAUAUCUCUGAGAAAAGAAUUACUAGCUCGUUGGCCACACGGGGAAAACUCUAGUUUGUCCGUUAUAAUUUUUCAAAGUAAAAAUACAUUUAUGUAAUAUCGGUUUUGAAAGGACUAUCGCGUUCGGGAAUUUGCGAAUGUAAGGCAUUAUUGAUUCAAUUAAUGUUCAGGAAAAUUUUAAGUCUAGAUUAAAAGGCCUAGAUCUAUAGGUCUAUCAUUGGAAUUAUUCAAUAAUAAAAGAAAAACAACAGUUGUUUAUUAAAUUUUAAGUAGCUGUAAGUUUAUUGAUAGUAUAAGCUUUGCUUAUAUUUUUACUUAGGCCUAAAUCUAAUAUAGAUUACGUCAGUAUUCUAGAUCUAGAAGAAGAUCUAGGCCUAUAUCUAGACUAGAUCUUGAGUUUUAAUGAACGUACCAAUAAACAAUAGAUAUCUUAAACAAUGGUUGAAUCGUUCGAUCAAGAAGCUGUCAUCACGACUUUGAAACCCAAAUUGAGAUAAUGGAGGUAGACCUAUUGUCUUCUUUUUUUUUUUAAAUUAAUUUUUAAAAUGUUUUUCUUUUUUAAAAUUCCGAAUGAGGAUGUAAAGAAACAUUUGCCUAAGAAGGAUAUCAAAUAAAGUUAUCAUACUUAAACAAACAUUUAAAAAAUAACAACUCUAAAAUAUUUCUAUAAUAGCUACAUAUAAAAGUAGGUUAAUGCUUCUGAUAUUAAAAAAAAAACAACUUGUUACUAUAGAUAUGUCCUAUUAUACAUAAUAUAAGAAUAUAUUUAUAAAAAGAAGAUGUUAAUAGACGAAAGCGCCUUUUAAAAGACUUCUUGGUACCGGUAACGCCAAUGGGUUCUAAAUCUAGACAUUGCUAGAUUCAGUCAGUGGACCCACAUUUCCUUACUUCCAAUACUCACGCAGACAAUUGUGUGCUAUUUCUGGUCUAUGACGUCAUUACGCCUUUUGCAAGAUAUGCAUCAAUAAAAUACGGGUCAUUUUGUCACUGACAUACAAAAGAAUACAACAAUCGUCAACUCUUUCUGUAAAUGUUUUAGCGCCAACAUGAAAAAAAAAAAGAAUGUUUAAUAUUAUCGAGUGAUUUAGUAGUUUUUGUGAAUAAGUAAAACUACAGUUUCUUCACUAUAGGUUUCCAUUUACUUUUUAUAAUCAGUCCUAAUUAAUAUAGAUCCUAUCAGGUUUUUGUUUCUGUGAUUGUUUGAUUUAAUUAUAAGGCGAUUUUCAUAUUGGUCACCUAUAGGCCUACCAAAUAAUAAUAGGCCUACUGCGUGUCUCUAUUGUUGUAUUUAUAAGCUACCCAAAGUUUGGUCGUUAAAGUUCUUCCUCGCCUCUCCGCCAUCCUCAGAUAUUUGCAGGAAACAUGCUUUUUAAGUGGGACACGACCUAUUCUCAGAUAAGUCAGAUUUCUUCCCACAUUCCAUUUGAUACAAUUAAAAUUUUGGCAUAUUCAACUAGUAGAUGUAGUAGACCUACUUAGAACAUUUGGCACAUUAAACUAGCAGAUCUAGUAGACCUACUUAAAAAAUCUGGCCAAUAAUUGCUGGAAUACGCAGGCUACUUUCUCUGUAUUUGAAAUCUGAUUUUUUCUACUUCUUUAGUAUAUGCCCACUUGCGCAACAGUUGUGUGGUAAAUGCUGGACAGUGGCGGAAGCACCCAGCAUUCACUUUGGAAUGUACCCGACCUUUAAAAAAAAAAGAUGUAUAGGCCUACUGCAUCAUACAUGAUCUUUAAUAAAGUAUACAUAAAUAGGCCUACUCGUAGGACGUAAUUAUUAUUAUUAUUUGGAAAAUUACAAAUCUGUAAAAGCUGUGAAUGUUGGUUAAUUGUGGGUCCUAUAAUAUAUAAAACAUUUUUAGUUUUUGUUUUUACUUAGCUGUAGAUUAAAAAAAAAACAACAACCUGUGAGACAAUAAAUCUAGAAUGAGGCCACAUACUGUGAACUUACUGGUUGUGAGCACAUUUUUAAUGGUCCAAUUAUUACUGUAAAAUUUGUUCAAUAGAUCUUCUUAUAAAGUUUGAGGUGCAACUGGUUCAAGUCAUAUACAUAGUUGUUUUUUUUUCCCUAAAGGGUUAUUUUAGAGUCAGUAUCUUGUUAUUUUGAUUAGAUCUAAAUAUAAAGAAUUGUAAAUAAUUUUUUGACGAACACAUCAACAUAAAAUAACAUACUAUUUGGUUGUAUACAUAGGCUAUCUUGUGUACUCUAUACAGUCAUAGGGGCUUUGUCAUUGUUAAUGUGCAAAUAGUUAUUAUUUAUUACUAUCAUUAUUUACAGUUAAUUUGUUAUUUCUUUGUUUAUGGCAUUGUAUACAUACAUACCUACAUAAUUUCCCCUUGAACUAGAUAGUAGCCCGAGUGUACCUUACGUUUGAGUUUAAUCUGAAGGUAGUCAUAAAGAAUGUGUACUUCAGGUUUUUUAUGCUACGCAAGUAUAUAGAAAGUUGUACUCAUGUGUGAGAACUGUCCUAAAGCAUAUAAUUUUGUUGUUUGACUGCCAUUUAUUUUUCGCAGCGCCAUUGACCUUGAAAUAAGCAGUUUCCUUUAUAUCCAUAUCAUGUUAGGAACUGGUUUUCCAUCUAUGAACAAGUCGGGUACAAAAUGUAUUUGCUCAUAAACAAUGUUAACAUUUUAAUAUAUAUAUAUAUAUAUAAAAAGUGAAAAAAAUAUAUAAUG